Pichia kudriavzevii is the source of this 552-nucleotide messenger RNA. RefSeq lists its product as uncharacterized. NCBI's taxonomy places the organism in Eukaryota, Fungi, Ascomycota, Pichiomycetes, Pichiales, Pichiaceae. Bases 1 to 552 code for a protein of 183 amino acids. Gene Ontology annotation, molecular function: zinc ion binding; cytidine deaminase activity. The record is from RefSeq and is a predicted model, not a curated record. The transcript has a single exon. Gene Ontology annotation, cellular component: cytosol.
AUGGAAGUUGGUGUCUCUUAUCGAUAUCUCUCUUCUCCAUGUUCCAAGACCUCCCCCCCUUCCCCCUCUCCCGUCUACUGUGCCGAUUUCCCGCUUACAAUGUCUGCAGAGUCUCUAGUUACAAAGGAAGAGUACGAAUUACUGAAAACCACGGUUCUCAAGGCACAAGAGAUUGCGUACUGCCCCUACUCGAAGUUUCGUGUUGGAUGUGCCAUUCUAGCAGAGUCUGGUAAGCUUUACACUGGAUGUAACGUUGAGAAUGCGGCAUACACAGCAGGCAUCUGUGCGGAGCGGACUGCCAUGUCUAAGGCUGUGAGUGAAGGCGAUAGAGUGUUUAAGGCUAUCGCCAUCGUCACCGACUCCCCAACGUGUUCAUCUCCAUGCGGUGUAUGUAGACAAUUCAUUCGUGAGUUUUCCGGUGCAAACCAAAUCGGCAAGAAAAAAUUGCAACUCCCAAUUAUCAUGUUCAAUAACGACACUUCAAAGAGCACUAUAAAGACGCUAGACGAGUUACUCCCAAAUAGUUUUGGGCCAGAAGACCUUGGAUUUUAG